This is a messenger RNA of Engraulis encrasicolus (European anchovy), 1450 nucleotides long. RefSeq lists its product as uncharacterized. The transcript is spliced from 3 exons. Gene Ontology annotation, biological process: cell surface receptor signaling pathway. The record is from RefSeq and is a predicted model, not a curated record. The coding region runs from base 79 to 807 and encodes 242 amino acids. Lineage: Eukaryota; Metazoa; Chordata; Actinopteri; Clupeiformes; Engraulidae.
AGGACAAGUAGGUUUCUUGGACUUUGGGUUACUGCUUUUGGAUUACUGUUCAAAUACAUAUACCAAAAGGAGAAAGCCAUGGAACUUGCACUGGUAAGUCCGAUAAUGGGAGCUGUGUCCAAAGCAGCGUCGGUGGUCUACAGGUUACUCACAGCGUCGAAAAACAGGACAAAUUUCGAGGUGCUGGCAAAUCGCAUCAAGUGCACGUCUGCCAUUCUUGAACGCUUGCACACAAUGGGCAGACCGUUCCAAGGUGCGGUGAGAACAGGUGUGAAUGAGUUCACCUCAGCUCUGGAUGCUGCAGAGGACCUCGUCAUCGAGUACGGAGUCAGUAAUAGAGUAGAGCGCUUUUUCAAGGCCUCCAGACUAAAGGGCAAAUUUAAAAGUGUGUUUAAGAAGCUGAGAAGUGCAGAACAGCAACUCAACCUUGCGCUGAACGUUGAGCAAAUGUGUGACGGGAACACGAGGAGGGAUCUGAUGCCUUAUCAAGGAGGAGCAGGUGGAGGAGGAAGAGGGGCAGCUGGCUGGUAUCCAGGAGACGUCUAUCAAGGUGGUUCCAGUGCAGUCAUGCCAUAUCAGGGGGGCUACCCAGGUGCUUCAUCAGCAGCCAUGCCGUACCACCAGGGGGCGUAUCCAUGGGGAGGUGCAGGAGCGUCAUCAGGUCCCAGUGGUGCCAUAGGAAUAACAGCGGUGGAAGUUGCUUGCCUCACGCCUUUCGGGAUACUUACAGCCAGAGAGAUUACCAUAACCACGCUUGAGGACGAUGAGAUUGAUGAAGAGUUCAAUAAUAUUUUCAUUUUUGAGUAAACACACACAUGGGUAAAACAUGUUGUUUGCUGGGUCUCUGUUUUAAAAGGCUUUUUUUUAUUUAAAGUGUGCAUCCCAAUUUGGAAUGAUGCCAGAUUGUAUUAUAGCCUAUAUUAUUAUUAUUUUUAAUAAAGCCUUCUUGCAUGCUUGGUUGAAUAUACAUUUACAUCUGUAGUUGAUACAAAGGUUUGAACAGGAAUUUCAUACAGGGCAGAGAUUGAUGACUAGUGGCCUAUGUCUCACUCAUGGUAGGGCCUAUAUUGUCCCAUAAAUAGUCAUAUACUGUAGCUUACCAGUUUAUUGUUUCUCUUGUCAGUAUCAAUAUUUUCUAUGCAUUUUAUUGUGAUCUUUCAAACACACUUGGCACAUUCCCGUGUGUGUUUCUGUUAAAGCCAAUGUAAUUAUAUAGGCCUAAAUGUAUUGGAUCCGCAGCACCCAAACCCAGAUGUGUGACAUUAUACCUGUAGAUGUCUCUAGAAUGCAAGUGCCCAUCUUUACCAGCAGGGGGAAGCAUUGAUACAUUUAUUUUUUACACCAAAAGAGGACAGUGUGUACAUUCUGAAACAAAAAGAUCAGUAGGUGAUCCAGCAUGUGUAGCCUAUACUACAUUACAUAUUUGUCUAAGACAAAUCAGGGAAUAUGU